Molecule: messenger RNA, 246 nt
Organism: Diutina rugosa
Lineage: Eukaryota; Fungi; Ascomycota; Pichiomycetes; Serinales; Debaryomycetaceae
Exons: 1
Coding region: 1-246 (81 amino acids)
Source: RefSeq, a predicted model, not a curated record
AUGUCCUCGAACGCCAAUCAACAACCACCCAAAGAAUACUCUGCCGCUGCUCCCAAUUUGGACAACAAUGUGCUUGAGUCUUACACUGACGAGACCGUUGAGACCCAACAAUAUCACAAAGCGUUCCCUGAUGCCCGAGCAAAAGAAUUCCGCCACGAAGAACUCGGGCUAGAAGCCAAAUACGACUCUGCCCAGAAGUUUGAGGCUGCUCGUGAAAAGGAGCGUGAAAUCUUUGGUAAGAAGUAA